Molecule: messenger RNA, 727 nt
Organism: Pelobates cultripes (western spadefoot toad)
Lineage: Eukaryota; Metazoa; Chordata; Amphibia; Anura; Pelobatidae
Source: the annotation of a GenBank genome assembly
AUCCAUUAAUACCCAGCCCAUACCUUCUACCAGAUUCAUUUAUACCCAGCCCAUACCUUCUACCAGAUUCAUUUAUACCCAAAAUAUACCCCUACCAGAUCAAUUUAUAGCCAGCCCAUACCUUCUACCUGAUCCAUUUAUACCCAGCCCAUACCUUCUACCAGAUCCAUUUAAACUCAGCCCAUACCUUCUACCUGAUCCAUUUAUACCCAGCCCAUACCUUCUACCAGAUCCAUUUAUACCCAGCCCAUACCUUCUACCUGAUCCAUUUAUACCCAGCCCAUACCUUCUACCUGAUCCAUUUAUACCCAGCCCAUACCUUCUACCAGAUCCAUUUAAACUCAGCCCAUACCUUCUACCUGAUCCAUUUAUACCCAGCCCAUACCUUCUACCUGAUCCAUUUAAACUCAGCCCAUACCUUCUACCUGAUCCAUUUAUACCCAGCCCAUACCUUCUACCUGAUCCAUUUAUACCCAGCCCAUACCUUCUACCUGAUCCAUUUAUACUCAGCCCAUACCUUCUACCAAAUCCAUUUAUACCCAGCCCAUACCCUCUACCAGAUCCACUUAUACCCAGCCCAUAUUUCCUACCAGAUCCAUUUAUACUCAGCCCAUACCCCCUACCAGAUCCAUUUAUACCCAGCCCAUACCCUAAACCAGAUCCAUUUAUACCCAGCCCAUACCUCCUACCAGAUCCUAAUAUACCCAGCCCAUACCUUCUACCAUGA